CUGACCUUAGUUGUUUAUAUCGAUGUGUUUAACCGUAAGAAUGAUUGUAAAUGGGAUUUAAAAGACGAUAUUUUAGAGUUUGUGCAAUGUUUGGAUACAAGUGUGUAAUUGGAGAAUAUGUUUGGGUGUAUUCAGUGUUCAGUGUUUAGAUAGAUGUGCUUUAACGGAUGAAAUAUAAGUGUUUUAAGCCUUCAAAAGAGAAAGUAGAUUUUUCAACAAGGAAGUUAUUUGCUUCUGAAUAUAAUUCAGUGAUACUUAACAGACGAUGUAGUGAUGACAAUGAAACAAUCAAUCGACCAAAAACAGUAACUCAAAUCGAACGUUUUGGUUUAAUUCAUUAUAUAUUGAACUUCCAUGAGCAUUUGACAUGGCAUCAAAUCAGAUUCAGUGUGAAAUGUGCAGUAAUGAAAAUGCAGUUGGGUAUUGCCAAACUUGUGGAUACGUUGGUGAAACAUGUGUUAAUAUUCACAAGAUAGGAAAGAUAUUUCAAACUCAUACUGUCAUUAUGCAUGAGGCUGUAAAAUUGCAUGAGGAUGGUACUAAAAAUCCAAAUGUCAAAUUACGGGACAUCACAGAAGAAAGAUGUAAGCAGCAUUCGACUGAGAAGGCUAUAUUUCUUUGUAAUAUUCAUGAUUCCAUGAUUUGUGGCCGAUGUCUUCAUUCGGGACAUCGUCCUUGUGGAGAAGAAGUCGUUGACUUGCUGCAUGAGGUAGUUAACAUUGACUGCGAGAAAGUCAACACAAUGAAGUCACUGUUGAUGGAGGUAAACGAUGAGAUUCUGCUUUUGAAAGGUGAAGCAGAACACAGUAAGGAGAAUUGCAAGAAACACGCUGAUAAAUGUGUGCAAGCAUGUCUGGAGUUCGGAAAUAAAAUUAAACAACGUGUAGAUGAAUUGACAAGUGGCAUUAGGGAAGGAAUAAAGGAGAAACAUAACGAAAACUUGACCUCUUAUUCCCAUAUUACUAAAAUGUGUGAUGAGAAAACCAAGUGGUGUCACAAUGAGGAAAGUAAAAUUGAUGAUUUUGUUGACAAUAAUAUGGCUGGACGCUUGUACCUAAUGAGCAGACAUUUUGAGAAAGAGGUUUCGGACGCCAGAACCCACCUCAAAGAAAUCAAACACAAACAUACUUUUAAAGGCUUCGACUUCAAAGAAAACACUGUUAUUCUUAAAUGCCUGUUUGAGGAUUUUGAGGAAGUUUAUGAACAACAUGAAGAAGUUACAGGAAGUGACGAUGGAAAUUCCAACGAUGUUUUCAUAUCACCUGCAAAAAUAAACAAGACCCGGCGGGAGCUCACUGCAGUGUUGAAUCAACUCAAGCAAGACUUAGAUCAAUCAGAAAAGGCAAGGACUGCGCUGUGUGAUGAGCUGAAACAAGUGAAACAAGACAAAGAUAAUUCAGAAAAGAAAAGGAAGAUAUUCGAACAAGAAUUACAGAAAACGAGACAGGACAAAGAGGAAUCUGAAAAGACAAGGAAAGCACUGUGUGAUGAGCUGCAAAAAGUGAAACAAGAUAUUGAUAAUUCAGAAAAGAAAAGGAGGAGUCUCGAACAAGAAUUACUGAAAGCAAAACAGGACAUGGAGAAAGCUAAAAAGGAAAGAGCAGAACUCAAGGCGCAUUGUUCACAAAUCAAAGACAGAAUCAACUGGACUCAACCAACGGGAACUGUUAAUGUCACGGUCGACCUCGGUAUCAUUCACUUAGAAUUCACAUUCCCGGAUGGCAUUCAGACGACGCACCAUCCGUCGCCGGGAAAACCGUAUAAAGGCGGCACAUUCACAGAACACUUGAGAGGCGACCAUUGGGGCGAGCUGCUAUGUAGGAUGUUAAAGGCGGCAUUCAGGAGAGGGUUGAUGUUCAACUUGAGGAAGGAAGGGAAAGUUGUCCUGGAUGGCAUCUCAUUGUAUGAUCGUCCAGUGUAUUACAAAUUUGACGUUACUCCGGCUUACUGUAAAUACAUACUGACAUUGAAAGCGGAGCUGGCAGCCAAAGGCGUCAAAGAGGCGGACAUAGAUCCGACAGAGAACUUGGAAGAGACUUUCACUGUCGAUGGUCCGUAACUUUCAUCAGUCGUAUGUAAUCGAUGGUCUUACUCCGAAUUAUAAUGUCCUUUUUCAUAUGUAUUUUUGUGUUGUAUAUAGCAUGGUAUGCCAGUCUGGAAUCUUUCUCCCUACCACCUUUUUCUUCAUUGUGUCUUUAUGGAGUUUAGUUUCGAGGUUUAUCUGCGCUCGAUGUUGCGCUGAGUUCUGUUUUUUGUACAAAAGGUGUAUAAAUGUUACGUACUGUGAAUGAUUAUUUUUAACCAAAAUGUGUAUUAUUCAGUCCAGUAAAUUUAUCAGGAUAAUUGUUUUGAUUCGUGUGAAGCUAUGUUAUUUUGUUAUAUGAUGUUGUGGGCUAGUUAGGCUUUAUCCUUGUGACUCUUAAAACAUAAACUGUCACUUUGAUGUCAGUUUAAAUUCCACUGUAUGUUACAUAGUAUGUUUGGUACGAGACUACUUUAUGCCAUCGUUCAAUCUUUUCGUCUUAGUCAAUAAUAUUUUGUUCAAGCUAUGUUUUUCUUAAUGGUUAUGUUAAAUUAUAUCUUGUCUUUAACAAAGAACUUUAUAUUAUCAUUUAAUUGUAGAAUGUUAUAAUUGUCCUUGUAGUAUGUGUGUGUAUUUGUUUCAUUUUCAUAUGUUUUAAUGUUAACAAUUAUGAAUACAUAUAACAAAACCCAUUGAUCUUCCCACGAAAAAGACGUUAAUACACACAGAUAUUUCGGAAAUGCUUAGAUUGUCCUGCUUAGAAUGCUCACUUUAAAAAAAAAACGUUUCAUAACUGGAAUACAAUGAAAUAAACAGUCACGUGAGAAGCAGUCAAUACUUCAACUAUGAUCUUGCUCGAAAAUACAAUAUAAAUAAACAUAGCGUCACAAAUCAACACAUAGAUUAUUUACAAAAAUAUUUAAAUAUCAAUACAUGAUGGGUUCAAAUUUCUUUAAAAUGUCAACAAGAAAGGUGUUUACUUGAGGGUCUAGGCCAAAUUUUGAAUGCUUGACCAAAACGUUGUUAAGUUAGGAAGUAAAACUAGUAAAUAAUUUCGGGGUAAAUGUAAAUAAAACGUGACAAACUAGGUUAUACAAAACAAACAUGCUGCUGUGCAGUUAAUUACGAUACAAAUCUAUUGCAGACCAAUUUAAUGAGUUUUUUUUUAUCUUAUCUUACAUUGAACAGUUUUUAUUAUAUAUAAGAAUCAAUUUCAGUCGUAUAAUACCAAUGGUAUUGUAAUCAAUGGGUGUAGAUGUUAUUCAUAAUAUAAUCCUUAAAAGUAGUCGUUGUAAUAAUUUGUUUGUAAAAAUGGAUGUGAAUUAUGAAAAUGCUUUAUAUUACAAUAUAUCAUAUAUGUAUUUAAAAUUAACUUUUUAAUCGGAAAAUAAAGAUGGAUAUAGUUAACAUGUUAAUUUUUCAACUUGACCUUGAAUUUUUAAACAUCUAGUUGUUAUUUUUAAAUAUGUGGUUAAUGUUUCACUUGAUAGAUUCGUAUCGAAUCUGUUUGACAUGUUUCCCUCCCCCUGUUGUUUACAUGCAAAUGUACAUGAAAUUACAAUCGUCCGUUUACCUCCGCUAUAAGGAGUCCAAUACUAAAGGUAUAGGAUUUACUUCUCAAUAAAAAAACAGUUCGUAUCAACGUCGAUAUAAAACUACACUCAUUUUCCUUUGAGGCAACAUUUUGAAACUGGGCGAACUCGAUACUGGUUAGAACAUUUACAACUUUCAUCGGUUUUCGGUUCUUUUAAUAGGAAUUUGAAGUUUAAAAAGGCUAGGUUAUCCCCUCCAAUUUCACCCGUUUGUCGUAUGAUACUCUUGUUGUGUCAGUCUUAAUUAAUUCCAAUCACAUGUGAAUAUUUUAAGAACAAAAGCGGAUCCAGACCUUAAUGUUAAAGGGAAUGUUACUUAGGGGCAAAACCCACAAUCAAGACCCGGAUCAACAACCGGUUGUAUCUGAACAGCAUCACAUGGAUAGUUGAAAGUAGGCGAAACCCCUAACAACUUGAACACGAACGCUAUAUUUACACGUAAUGAAACCGGUUCAUUAAUAAGUAACGAAAAUGCCGUGACGUGUUUCUUCCAAACCGUGUUGAUGUAAUUUUCUAACACACAUACAUGUAAGUUAUCCACAAGUUAACCGGAUUGAUGCUUGAAUAUCUAGUCAUGUCGUACGAGUGGUUUGCUGAUAAACUUGACAGUUUCUCACAUACAACUAUGUUUUGCUCGAUCACAACUUCCUCCGCUUUGAAAACAAUUACUGUACUAAAUUGUACCAUGGAAGUGAAUUUCACAACUUUAAGUAUUAGAUUUAAGCUGUCCUCAUUAUGCUAAACAAAUUCCUAUAAACAGUAUACUCACUUGGUAUAUACCCUGUGACACUUCUCAUGAACACACAAUGCUGUGAAACCCGGCAAAAUGGGCCUUACUGUGACAAUAGUGCAACAAACAGGAGAUGCACAGCAGGACAUUAUCAUCCCAAACAUUCCUUAACAUAGGCGUGUAUGCAUAUCUUGGCAUACUCAGUAUUCAUCUGUAUCGAUUAUAAUAUAAUUACCCAGUAUACAUCUGUAUGGAGAAACAAUAUAAUUACCUUGGAGUGCUAUCAUGGAGAAAUAUCCAAUAUAAAACCUGGGUCAAUUGUUUGGUCAUACAUCAUUCAUUCCAUUCACUGUAUAAGUUUGUUAUAUAUAUAUAUAUAUGUAUCGAUAUUUUUCAUAGACAUUAGUUCACAAAACUCAGGUUCUUCACAUUGUAAUGUAACCAUCCGCUACUUAUAAUAUCGUAUUGUAUGUGAUAUGGUUACCCAGGACGACAACGUCCCUGAAAUGUUGCCAACACCGCCCGGUUUGGCAAUAUAUGCGAUGUCAAUUCCAUACAAAGAAGGCUGGAUUCCAUAAAGGUAUACUUGUUAUUUGCUUGUGAAUACACACUGAGCGUGUUUAGCCGCGAGACCGUCAUACAAUGAAUUGGGAACAAAAUUGUGUCAAUCAACAACAAAGAUGAAGACGACUUUGUAUUUAAACAAAUGGACGUCCUAGCGAUCAAAAAGGUCUUUAUUGGAUCAGUCAACGUUUUGGUGGAAAAUUAGUCUGGAACUACAGCGAUUGGUUGAACUACGUACAUCGUCUUCUUAUAUCUCCAUCGCCAGGCAGGCAUAUCUGCUUAAUGUAGCUUUUCGAUCAUACCUUCAAGCUUGUGAUACAUAUAUACAAAAUGGAUCCUUAAUAAUAUAUGUAGUUGUAUUAUACUAACAGAGGGGAAAACUUGUGAUUGUUGAAAUAUUCUUUGGAUCCUUAAUAAUAUAUGUAGUUGUAUUAUACUAACUGAGGGGAAAACUUGUGAUUGUUGAAAUAUUCUUUAGUAAACUGUUAAGUUUAUAAAUUAUUCGUACAAGAUAAGUAAAAUUAUUUUAACACGCUUGUUAUUCUGGUAUGUUUAGUUAAGCUAUAAGUUGAAAUAUUUAAGUAUUAUUUGAAACCAAUUAAGUAUUAUAUCGGAUAUUGUUAUUACCAGCGAUUUAAAUUUACUUG
Messenger RNA from Mya arenaria, 5556 nucleotides. RefSeq names its product centrosomal protein of 128 kDa-like. Gene Ontology annotation, biological process: Notch signaling pathway; protein ubiquitination. NCBI's taxonomy places the organism in Eukaryota, Metazoa, Mollusca, Bivalvia, Myida, Myidae. The record is from RefSeq and is a predicted model, not a curated record. The transcript is spliced from 11 exons. The coding region runs from base 368 to 2059 and encodes 563 amino acids. Gene Ontology annotation, molecular function: zinc ion binding.